GGUUUUGCUUUUGUUGUAGCAGUUUGGCAUGUCAGCCACAAAAUAUGGGAGAAGUUUUGUAAGUUGAUGUCUUUGCUUAUGAGGAUUUAAUAAUAAUAAUAAUAAUAAUAAUAAUAAUAAUAAUAAUAAUAAUAAUAAUGUAGUGCGCUUGCACAAACCAAGAAAUGUAAGGCAUAAUGUUAAAAGGUUAACUGGUUUCUUGAUUCUGGUUAGUAUUUUCAGCCCAUAUAGAGAUGAGUUGCCCCUGGAUAGAAAACAGGAAGCAGAAACCAUUAGAUUACCAAACUAGGAGUAAUCAUGGCUUAUUUACAUGCAAAAAGUAAUAUGUACACUGAACAUUACCAGAUCAUUUAAAGUACUUUCAUAAUAGUUCAUUUCAACAAACAAAUCCUUAUAAAACAGCUUUAGAAUAUAAUAUUUUUAUGAAAAGUCUUAUUUUUAGACAUUUUUUAUAUCUUUUAAUAUUUUAAGAAUUUCAAAAAUUUUUUUUUCUUUUUUCUCUCUUUUUUUUUUUUUUUUUUUUGAUGGACACUAAUUUUUUAAUGCAUAUAAACAAAUUAGAUAUAUAGUUUUAGAUGUGUAAAUAUAUAUUUAUAGGUUUUGUUUUCUCGGUCACAGGCACUUAACAAAAUCCAGUUAUAAUUAAAACUGGUUUCUAUGAACAUUGAUUAGGGUAAUCAUGGCUUAGUGAAGUGAAUGCGAUCUAGCUUUAGAAUGAAUAUUUUUGUCAUGGCAUAACAAAUUCCAGUUAUAAUUAAAUCUAUGAACAUUGAUUGGAAGCUUAUACAGUGUAGAGUUCUGAUCUGUGGUAACUCCUUUCAUUUGAUCAAAUUGUUGCAGUUUAUCUUCAUAUCUUCCCAUGGCAUCUAGACCAAAGCAAGUCCACCAAUGGGAGUUCACUUAGCAGCAGGAUUCAAAGCUCUUGUAUGAAAUCAAGGGAAGGGGACUGCUAGUUUAGCAUAGCAUCUAGAAAAGAGCAACACAAAUAGCAUCAAAUGCAAAUAUUAAUAUUGACAAAAGGUCAUUGCCUGCAGCAAUGGGGUGAAAUCGCUAAAUGCUUAGUGUGUGCUUUUUUAACCUCAAAAAUUUCGAAAAGCAUGACAUAACAAGGUACAAUAGAGAAGGAAGUAUUCUUAAGCUAUCACCCAAUGUCGUCUCUAUAUUCUGUUUAAACAUUUUGUUUUCUAUUUUAUUGUAGGUUUGUCUGGCCAUUGUGGCAAUAAUAAUAGUUUUUUUAUGGGCUGCUCAGUUACCAGAGGUCAUGAAUUUUGUUCCUGAGAACAGUAAGUAGAUACUUAAAUAACACAUUGAGUAUCAAAGCAAAUCUGCUUUGAUUCUUAAAUGUUGUAUUUUUAGUUAAAUUUAUGGUAGAAAAGGAAUAACUCCUCUCUUCAACCUCUACUCAGACAUCAUUUUUAUUUUUUAAAAGUGGUAAGUUUGAUUAAAAAAAAACUUUCACAUCUGUCCUCUUCAGCUUUCCAAGCUGCAACCAUUUUAGUUGCAGUGGUUAGUUGGAAAUGAUUUUGGCAACUAAAUUUUCAAGUUAUUUUGCCAAGUUGCUCUCUUUGUUCAUCCAAGUCAAACUGAGAUAACCUUUGGAUAAAUUUAUAGAUACAAAUGUUCAGUCAUUUCUUCUUUACUCUGAUUUGUCUGAGUAUUAAACUGUGAGUAAGGUCAGACUUUUUUGCUUCACCAGAAUUGUCUGCCAUCAAUUUCUUUGGCUGGGGCUUUCUUUUAGAUUUGCCGCAAAGCCACUUCUCUUUUUGACCGUUUCAUGAAAAAUCUCAAUCCUCAAUUUUUGGGAAAUUUGACAAAUUCACCCAUUUUGUGUGGCGCAAUACUACAAAGGAAAUAUGCAAAUAAACAUCCUGGAUGAAAGUCCAGGAAAAAUGUCAACACUCUGCUGGAGACUUUGGAAUUAUUACACGUUUCACUGUUCUGUAACAGCUACUUUAAAAACUCUUUCAGCCAUAUCUCGCAUUCAUUUCAAGAUUUUGUAUUUUUUCUUUUGGCAAACUAAACUUAUAAUAGUGUAGUUUGAUCAUCCAGGUGUGUGUAGUCCUGAGAAGGACUGUUGUCAGUAAUGGUGACCGACUUUUCAACAACCUGAGCAGAAGUCAUCAUCAGAGUCAAGUGAAAGGUUGUUGUAAGUCAAAUAUACUUAGUCCGGUUUGUAGAAACUGAUUGGUCAGUUUUGCCGUGAUGUUAUUGGCUGUAAGACUCAAGUGAUGUACGUCAGUCAUGAUCGGUCGGUUUGGAUCCGUUAGUGAAGUUAGGUCGUUCUGUUGGGUUCAUUUGUCAUGAAUUAAUGUCGUGAAUGAGUCGUUUGUAUGGUGCCGGUAGAGGUUGACACCUGUUGAAGGGAGUCUGUUCCAAGUUAGUAAAUCAGCUUUCCAGGAUCAUUGUUGAAAGUAGUUGGUGCUGAAGGUUAGGCAUUGCGCAGAGUCCCAGUCAAUAGUGUGGUUCGUAAGUCGGUGGUGUUCAGCAAUGUGAUUGUUAACAUUGCCUUUCCUUGUUGCUAGUUUGUGUUCAGUCAGUCUAGUUGUGAGGUUUCUGCCAGUCUUACCGAUGUAGGAGGUGUGGCAGUCAGAGCAAUUCAUCUUAUAUACUGCUCCUUGUCUGAUGAUGAUUUCUCUGACUAAAGAACCAAAAAACCAAAUUAUAAAAAAAUUUUGACAGAAUUUGUUGACAAUAAACUUAACUCGUGAGUAAUUCUGCUAUUUGUAUCAGCAGUAAUGUUAAUAGAUAAGCAGAAAUGAUGGUUGCAAGGAGAGACUGAAAACUAGAACUGUGUUUGGUGCUAAAACUUUAUGUGUCUGGGAUAGAGGGAAUUCUGAUGUCAGAUGUCAGUGGAAAUUACUUAAAAGUGACAAUGAGUGCUGAAAGGUGAUUGUUAACUGCAUACUAUUUUGGUUUCUGUAAUUGUUUGCCUUAUUUUAAAUACUCUGUUUGUCCUCUGUUUCAGAGAAUUUGCACUCUCCUACAAGGCCACAAGGUAUAGGCAACAAUAACAGUACUACUGGUACUGUCAUUAAGAGCACUUCAACAACUCGGAGGGAAAUAAAGACAUGCAUACCUCACAAGUAUGUUUGGUUGAAUGUUACUGUAACAUCUAUAAAAAUUACUAGCCUCUGUGGCAAAGCUCACAGGUUUCCUCAAGCUUUCUCACAGAAAACUGCUCGCUUCUUAGACAAAUCUCAGACGAGUGUAUUUUCAUGCCAAAAGGAGGCUAUUGACUGUGUAUAUAUAACCCUUUAACUCCCAGGAUCUGAUAGUUAAUUCUUCCAUCUAGCUGCUACACAUUUCCUUGUAAAUUAGUUGCAAGAAUUUAGUGUUAGAUCAAGAUAACAACUCCUACCUGAUACAUUUGAGUACUCUCAUUACCUGUUUGCUGGAUAGUGGGUAGAUAUUGUAGGGAGAAGUUACAUGUGAAUCACUACUGGGAGUUAAAGGGUUAAAUAUCACACCUAGUUAACCCUUCACACCCUAACAUCAAUAUGCAUAUUCUCCACACUGUUCUCUAUGCAUUUCUUAGGGUGCUGACAUGGAGAAUUUGUUUAAUAAUCAUAAGCUUAUUUUAGUUGAUGAUAGAUUCCUUUAUUCUCAUGACCUUUAUGUUUGAUUUGAGGAUGAUCAUGUAAGGAGGAUGCUUUUCACUCUUAAUGAUCAAAGGGUUAACCCUUUCACUCCCAAGAUCUCAUUAGUAAUUCUCCUUACUGUCUGCGAUACAAUUCCCUAUGUUAGUUCUGAGAAUUUGGUAUUUAAUCAACUAAUAAUCCACUAACUGAUAUUUUUCUCUAUUCUCAUCACUUGUCUGUUUGAUGUGGUAUUCAUUUAGUGAGGAGAAAUUCUGUCUUGGUCACUCAUGGGAGUUAAAGAGUUUAUGACACUGACUUUAAAUUCUCUCAUAGGCCUGACAAAGCUGGUCAAGAACUGAUUGUGAAAUAUUAUGGCCAGCCAGGACGUGUGGAGGAUCGAAAAUGUUCUGGUACACGUCACCCAGAUAUUUGCUCCUACCGACGAACAGAUUCUGGGGAAAUUAAUGUAUCCUGUGAUGCAAAGGUUUGUGGAUCCUCAGACAUCCAAAUGGCAUCUGUUGAUCCACAAAUGGGAAAAUCUGCAACUAACUGGAAUACUUUAUCAAAGGACAGACUCACUGCUUCAGUGCAAGAGGCAGUGAAAACCAACCAAGAGAGAGGAUUUGACUUUCUUUUCUUGAGGUGUGGAAGUAAUCUCCAAGUCUUUUCCUUUCCUCCAAUUUUUAAGAAAGUUGAAGAUGGCAAAACUAGAAAUAACAUCAAUGUAAAUGUGAUUAUGUUGGACUCUAUUUCACGACCCCAUUUUUAUCGUACCAUGCCAAGAGUUGUUGGGGCUUUUAAAAAGAUAAAUGAGGAUGCCAACAUAAAGGCCAGGGCUCUGGACUUUGAACUUGAUCAGAGUAUUGGUCAACAGACUUUUGAGAAUAUAAGGCCAUUUUUUUCUGGAGUUCUUAAAGGUGAGUACAAGAGUUUCUUUACUAGGGAAAUUAACUGCAGGAUUAUUCAGCUCUAAGUAAGAAGAGAGUGUUCCCCAUGUCUUAGUCAAAAAUAGCCCAAUUCAUCAAAAGUUAGCUGGGGAAUUCUUCUUUCUUCUUUCACUGACUAAUAAACAUACUGUGACUAAACUUGUGCAGUGCUUCAAGAUGCCACUAUUUCCAUUGCCAUAGUGCAGAGAGAAAACUUUGGCAACUAAAUGUUAAUGGAAGUCGGCAAAUAGGCAAGCUGUGUUUGGCAGUCAAGUAGAUAAAAUUUUAUCAAGUAGUUCUCAGUCACCACCUUCACUCCUUAAGUCUUGUUAGCCCCUUUAACUCCCAUGAUCUGUGUGUCAAUUCUCCCCUCUGGCUGUUAUACACUUCCUUGUAAAUUAAUUACAAGAGUUAGAUGUUAAAUCAAGAUAAAAACUUCUAGCUGAUAAGUCUUAGUAUUUUCAUCACCUGUUUGCUGGAUAAUAUACAUGUAUGGAUAUUAUAAGUAGAAGUUACAUGUUGGUUGCCAGUGGGAGGUAAAGCGUUAGGUGUUUAGUCCUGAGAUGUUGCGCAAACCUUCAAUAACAAUCGCCAGCCGUUGUCAACUAAAGUUUCCUUUUCUGGUGAACUUUUUCUGAUUUUUCUGUCACCAAAUAGCAACUUUGAAAAAUCUUGAGCCAGAAGCACUGUCAUGAUUUGACCCAGGGUGUAGGAAGUAAGUUAUGUACAAGAGAUAUCCUAUUUAUAUGAAGGAUAUUAAUCAUAUGUUCACUCUCAAUGAGUGAGAUAAUUUUUUCAAUGAAUUUCAAGAGGUCUAGUUUCCUAACCUUAUAUUUCAGAGUAGGUCUCAGUUGGAUGGUUCCUUGUUAAACAACCUGAAGAUUUGUGGGUAUGAUUAUAAUUGAAGUAUUUUGUUUUGCAGAUGACAAUGAGAUAAGUGCUUCAGGUGAGAACACAAAGGCCCCUAUAGGAAUGGGGGUGUUGUAUGGGGCCUUCCAGAAAGCUGGCUACCAGACCCUCUUUCAAGAGGACCUUUGUUGGUAUGACAUUUGGGGAAGUUUACUAACAAACAAUCAAAAACGUGCUGUACCCAGUGGAGAUGCUGAAUUCAAAUCCAGGUUAGUGUAUUUGACAUGUUUGACUCUCAAAAGUGUGGUAGAAAAUGAAUACAUGUACUUAGUAUUAAUACAGGGUGUUCAGUGCAAGGAAGACAAGGUGAAGAACACUACACUAAAAAAUUACAUGUUUGUUGGGGUGGGGGAAAUGUUAAAAAGGGCAUCUCUAAAAGUGUAUUUCAGCCUUCUGAAAUAAUAAUGUGAAAUUUAUCCAAGGUGUGUGUUCUGUGCCAAAAUGUGUUUCUUGCUCUCUGUAAUAUUUCUGGUAAGUUCUCAGUCAAAGUAGGAGGGAAAAUCAUGUGAGGUUGGCCCACCAGCCCUUUCCUUAUGUUAAUACCUGCUUGCACAUGCCUAAAUAUCCAGUAUGUGGGUACCUGUUAGUAAGCAAUCAAACAGUUAUUAAUUCUGGCCCACCAGGCAGUGCAAAAUUGUCCUUGUUUAUUUCAGACUUUAAUAUGGUUUUCUUUACAGGUGGAAGGAAAUUCUAGGAAAAGAGGAACAAAAAACAAUCGAUCAUUUUGGCUUAACACACUUCUCCUGCACAGUGUUACAUUAUGUUUUAAAGAGAACUAAUCACUAUGACUACCCUUCUCAAGUUUGCUUUAAUGGACAGUUUUACAGUUGGUAUUUUAUGGACUACAUCACUAAGGUGUAUACUGCUUUGAAGCAAGAUGAGAAAGCAAAACCACUAGUGUCCUACAUGCAUUUUAACACUGCACAUGAAACAACUGGUAAAAGGAUGAUCAACUUAGAUGCUAACCUGGCAAAGUUCUUCAUAGACAUGGCUUCGUUUUCUAACACUCUGACUGUGAUAUUUUCCGAUCAUGGCCAUAAAAUGACACCAUUUAGUUACACUCCUGAAGGCAGGAGAGAAUUAUUUGAUCCAGUGUUCUUCAUGAUUGUCCCUGAUGGUGUUGCAGAUAAACUAGGUCCAGAAAGGAUGGGAGCCCUGGUAACAAACCAAAAACGCAUGUUCAUGUUGUAUGAUGUUCACAAUGCAUUUAUGAGUUUGCACAAUCCUCAGACGAGGAACUCCAGGGAUUACCUAGUAACAGGAAUAUUCUCAGAAAUACCAGCUAACCGCACUUGUGCAGACUUAUUCAUGCUUCCCUUGACAAGAUGCAAAUGCGAGGGUUUUGAUGAAGAAGGUCACAUCAAAGAUAAUGCAGAAGACCAUAAAUGGCUUGCAGAAGCUGCAGUUGGUUACAUGAAUGAUGCCAUACAAAGGCAAUAUGAGAAAGGUGAGGGGUAACCUGGAAGCUGGCUCUCUUUAGAGCUGAGAUGGGUGAGAUGAAGCCUGUACGAGUUACAGGCGAUAAGUCUGUGAGGAUCUAUCUUAAAGAUCUUUUGUCAGCUUACUUGGCUUGGUGGUUCAAGUCUCACAACUUUCACUGCCUGUGCCUCCACUCCAAUGACAGCCUUGAAAAAAAAUCUACCUUCUAUUUCGGGAAAUGGCAUGUCAUUGCUUCAAUUACUGUAAUUAAUUGUUUAAUAAGUGGAUUGAUUUGAAUAUACUCCAUGUGAUUGGCUGAUGUAACCAUCUCGUUUCUAUUAUACAGAAUUAGUGAAAAAAAAGGCAGCUCAUCAAUUAAUCAUACUCAAGGAAAUUGUAAUGGUUAUAUUAAUUAAUAAUUAAUGGUAAUAGGACUGAGGGGAGUACAGUUUGGUCUGUAAUCAUACGAGUAACAAACAAAUUCAGAUGAACACAAAACAGGAGUCCACUUCAGUAAUAAUGGGAACACUGCAUGAUUACAGACAGAAUUGGAGGACAUGAAGUCCUGUAACCAUUUGAUCAAAACUAUGACAAAAUUUGAGAAAGAAACUAAACAUUGGUUAACCCUCUAACUCCCAUGAGUGACCAAGACAGAAUUUCUCCUUACAAUAUCAAUACAAUAUCAAUCAGACAAGAGAUAUGAAUAAAGAAAAAUGUCAAUUUGGGGAUAAUUAGUUGAUCCAGUACUAAGUUCUCUGAACUAAUAUUAUGAGAAUUGUAUGAUUGACAGUAAGGAGAAUUACAAAUUUGAUCUGGGAGUUAAAGAGUUAAACAAAAUGCAUGACAACAGUGCUUACUCAAAGGUAUGACAUUUCAACUGUCCUAUUACACUGUCCAAUUACAAGCAUGACACUUAACCUGUCCCAUAAGUGCUCAAAUUGAGCUUGUGAUAACCAAUCAUGUUCCAGAAUUUUGUUUCAUUUUUGAUAAAGUAAGAAAUGGGACAUGGCUCAAAACUUUAACUCCUAAGAUUUCAUUAGCAACUCUCUUUUCUGUUUGUCAUACAAUUCUUAUGAUUUAAGUUCAGAGAAUUUGGUUUUGGAUCAACUAAUACACCCUUAUUGAUAUUUUUCUUGAUUCUCAAAACUUGUCAGCUUGAUAUUGUCUUGGUACUGUAGAGAGAAAUUCUAUCUGGGUCACUCAUGGGAUCUAAAAAGAGAUAUAAGGUUGUGUGCUGCAUGUGAAUACACCACAGGCUUUGCUUUCAUUUGUGAUGACCUCACUUUUUGAAUAUUUUAUCUGUUACCUUUUUAUUAGAGGAUAAAGACUCAAAGAAAAACCAAGGUUAUGGAAACUGUGAGCGCCUUGUUGGAAAAUCGUUCACUGAUGUUGUAAAACGUUUCCAAGGAGAAUUCAUCCUAACAACAAUGGAUGUACAUGUGGUUCCUCCAAAUGGAUACCAAGAGGAUGAAAUCUACAAAGUCUCUGUCAAACAGUACUCUAAACCAAGACAAGGAGUAUUUUUUCUUAGUUUUGUUAGAGUGACAAAGUACAACAAAUUUGUAACUUGCCAAGACAAGUCAGUAGAUAUCAAGCUCUGUGCAUGUGCAAAAAAUCAAACCUCCAACAAUACUAAAAAUGGAGUAUUGUUGGAGAAUGGUGUUCCACGGGAAAUGUUUGGAGCAGAAACAAAAGUGAAGAACCUAGAUUCCAACUGUUUGCUGUUCUUGAGAAGGGAUUUUGGGACAUUUUCCUUCACACUGGAAGUGACAAAUGUAUGCACAGAUAGAACAUACAAAUUUUCAAUGACAGGUUCUAUGGAUCAAAGGAUUUUUUCUACUGCUUUACCAAUCAACCGUGUAUUACCACCAAAGACCUUCUUUUUCUUAACAUCUGUCUUCAAAUAUUUAUCAAAAGUUAAUCAAGCUUUGAACUUGAGAGCAAGUAUACAAGUGAAGAAGGAUGGCUCCAGUGAAUUUUCAAGUCUAAGAACUGUUAGUGUCUCAUGAUUAGAUAAAGAUUUUUUAAUAUAUUCCUUUCAUACAUUUUUAUGUUUCAGAUAUGAGUGACAUAUUUGACCAACCUCUUGCACUCAUUCCCUAAGUCAGCAUCGUGCUAAAGGGCUUAUCCCAGUUUCUGUAGCAUGAAGCAAUUACCUCCCCUCCCCCCCCCAGGAUGGGUUGCCUGUGCCUCACAGAGCAGCCCCCCCUCCUCAGCACUUCAACAGGUGUUUCUGCAAGUUUCUCCAAGCCCAUUUAAUAGGAAUGGUUAGAAAGAGGGUCUGAGUUUGAGGUGCCCUGUCCAAGAACACUGCACUAUGACCCACCAAGGUAUCGAACUAGGACCUCUUAAACAGAAUUGGUUGAUGCCAAAACAAUUGGCAAAAAGAGUCGUGUGCCUCAAGGAAAAAUUGAUCCACACAAUGAUCUGGUUUUUAAAAAUAGUAUGAUAUAUUUUAUUUAUUCUAGGGGCUCAAAUUCUAUUUAAAUAUAAUCAAUAAAUAUGUCCACAUUUAAAUAGCAAUUAAUGAAUGCAAUAAGAUAUAAAACUCUAGAAAGAGAAACUUUCAAACUAUUGAUUAAAGUAGAUAAAAUUCUGAUCUGAACAUCUUGAGUCACUGUGAUAUUUAAGGAAUAUUUUUAGAAAUGUAAGUCCAUGCAUCAUUUAU
This is a messenger RNA of Pocillopora meandrina, 9500 nucleotides long. Lineage: Eukaryota; Metazoa; Cnidaria; Anthozoa; Scleractinia; Pocilloporidae. The record is from the annotation of a GenBank genome assembly.